Arachis stenosperma is the source of this 693-nucleotide messenger RNA. RefSeq names its product histone-lysine N-methyltransferase ASHR2-like. The transcript has 4 exons. Lineage: Eukaryota; Viridiplantae; Streptophyta; Magnoliopsida; Fabales; Fabaceae. The coding region runs from base 1 to 693 and encodes 230 amino acids. Gene Ontology annotation, molecular function: protein binding. The record is from RefSeq and is a predicted model, not a curated record.
AUGGUUGAUUAUAAUUGUGAUGCAUUUGUUUUAGAUACCAUGGCUGCCUGGUUUUAUAAUUGGGCCAAAAAUGAAAUUCUGGUGGAAGUCCAAUAUGCUUAUAAACUUUCAGCCUUGAUCUUUGGAAACAUGAGAGAGAAUGUCAUUGAUAUGAUUGAUGGCAUUGAAAGUUACACGGCUCAAUUUUUCAUUGCUGCGUACAAUCUUGCCAAUAUCUCCCCCUCAGACUUUCAAAUCUUGCUUUUUCUUCAUGGUUCUCCUGAUGAUGCUACAAUUUCUGCAGCUCAGUUCCUCCACCCUCUUAUUUCAUCCUUCUGCUCAAUUGCUCCCACUGGUCUUCAGAAUGUAUUAUUUUUAUUUUUGGAACUCACCUCUGCGCUUCUGGCUAAGGACAAGCACAAUGUCUUUGGCUUAAUGCAGCCGGUUUCUGUUGAUGAUGGCGAGAGGUCUAUUAGAAUUUAUGGUAUAUAUCCCUAUGCCUCAUUUUUUAAUCACGAUUGUCUUCCCAAUAUCUGUAGAUUUGAUUAUGUGGAUAGUAAUCCACUGGAUGGCAGUAAUAAUACUGACAUUAUUGUUAGGAUGAUUCAUGAUGUUCCUCAAGAUAGGGAGAUCUGUUUGAGCUAUUUUUCUAUCAAUGAAAACUAUGCUAGCAGGAAAAAAAAAAUUGAUAAAAGACUAUGGCUUCACCUGUAG